Messenger RNA from Zonotrichia albicollis (white-throated sparrow), 3469 nucleotides. It is a transcript of the gene MC3R, whose product is annotated as melanocortin 3 receptor. Gene Ontology annotation, cellular component: membrane. The record is from RefSeq and is a predicted model, not a curated record. Gene Ontology annotation, biological process: G protein-coupled receptor signaling pathway. Lineage: Eukaryota; Metazoa; Chordata; Aves; Passeriformes; Passerellidae. Gene Ontology annotation, molecular function: melanocortin receptor activity.
GGUGCUCGCUCUCAAUGGCCAAUGCUCCGCUCGCACGCUGCAGGAGGAGUUGGUUUUUCCUUCUUGCAUGUAUAAAUCCCUUGGUUCUCGGCUCCUUUCUUGCCACGGAAAUAGCAACAGAGGCUGGGCUGAGCUGCAGCAUGCUGGCUGCCCCGGCAGAAGGGGAAACUCUCUGCUUCUCAUCACCAGGAGAGCUGAGCCCAGCAAUGUCCUGCUGCCGAUUCCUCCCUGCAGACACAGCUGUUUGCUGCCCACAGGCUUGGGAGAUCACUUUCUUCUAAAGGAAAGAGCAGCCUGGCAUAGAACUCACUGUAAAUGCAGAUUGUUUGAUGUUUGCCCUUGUAAAAGUGACUGAAGUCCUGCUUGCUCGCACCCCACAUGCACAGCAGCAGCUUGGAAGGACCUGCUUUCCAUUUUGCAUUUUUUUUUCUCUUUUUAACCUGUGCUGCCUCAGGUGCCCAGCCAGGGGUGAGCCCAGCUGCUGUGCUGGCCAUGAACACCACACGCUCUGCAUUCUCCUUGCAGCCCCUGCUGCUGAACGCCAGCGAGGACCUCAACGACUCCGUCCCCACCAACCGCAGCGGCGACGGGUUCUGCGAGCAGGUCUUCAUCAAAGCCGAGGUCUUCCUGACUCUGGGCAUCAUCAGCCUGCUGGAGAACAUCCUGGUCAUCCUGGCAGUGCUGAAGAACGGCAACCUGCACUCCCCCAUGUAUUUCUUCCUCUGCAGCCUGGCCGUGGCAGAUAUGCUGGUGAGCAUGUCCAACGCCCUGGAGACCGUGAUGAUCGCCAUCCUCAGCAACGGCUACCUGAUCAUCGACGACCACUUCAUCCAGCACAUGGACAAUGUCUUUGACUCCAUGAUUUGUAUUUCUCUGGUAGCCUCCAUUUGCAACCUCUUGGUCAUAGCCAUCGACAGGUACAUCACUAUUUUCUAUGCCCUCCGUUACCACAGCAUCAUGACGGUGAAGAAAGCCCUGACCCUCAUUGUGCUCAUUUGGGUGGCGUGCAUCAUCUGUGGCAUCAUUUUCAUUGCCUACUCGGAGAGCAAAACUGUCAUUGUGUGUCUCAUCACCAUGUUCUUCACCAUGCUGCUGCUGAUGGCCUCGCUGUACGUGCACAUGUUCCUGUUUGCCCGCCUGCACGUCAAGCGCAUCGCGGCGCUGCCCGUCGAGGGCGUGCCCCCCCAGCGCACCUGCAUGAAGGGCGCCGUCACCAUCACCAUCCUCCUGGGGGUCUUCAUCGUCUGCUGGGCGCCCUUCUUCCUCCACCUCAUCCUCAUCAUCUCCUGCCCCAUGAACCCCUACUGCAUCUGCUACACGGCGCACUUCAACACCUACCUGGUGCUGAUCAUGUGCAACUCCGUCAUUGACCCGCUCAUUUACGCCUUCAGGAGCCUGGAGAUGAGGAAGACUUUCAAAGAAAUCGUGUGUUGCUGCUAUGGCAUGAGUGUGGGACAGUGCAUGCUGUAAAACACCUGCUUUUGGGUGGAAAAAACACGCCAUAGGUGUAUAAAUAUAAAUAUGUUUAUGUAGAUGUUGAGAUGCAGAGCAGCUCACUUUAAACGCAGUGCCUGAAGGAAGGGUGCAGGAAAGAUAAAAGCCUCCUACAUGAUGCCUUGUUUCCUACUUUUUAGAGUGAAAAUCAGUUUCAACUGAAUUAUUUGAAGUUUUUUAAAUGGUUAUAAUGGAAGCAAAUCCAGAGUGGUUACAAAACACGUACUGGGAGAAAGGAAUCCUGAAAGGGAAUGCCACUUUCUGGAGACUGAGAUAACAUUUCCUCUAGCAUUCGUUUGUGCCUGUUGCUUUAUCUCAGUGCCACUGCCAACAAGUCAGUGUUUUCUAAAAGAUUUCAUUAGUAACCUCUGUGGAAAGCUAUUUUUCCAAACACCAGCAGGUAACAGCAUUGUUCUGCACCCACCUUUUAAUGAAAGAAUAGACUGAUAUUUUUGCUGAUUGCCAUAAAGCAGCCUGAGUACAGUUUUCAAAGGGUGAAAGCAAACACUUCUCUUGCUCUGAAAUCAGUUACCACUACAGUGUCAGUGACAGCGUGGCUUCAACAGCUGCCUGAUAGAAUUGACUCAUGUGAAGGCUUUUGCAUUAUUUAUUGUGAUAUAAGAGUACUAUACCCUUGAAUUUCUGAUUAUUUUUGUAAAGCUGGAAUGCCCUGAUCAAUGUAGUAAUUGCUACGUUUGUAAAAACUCAUAGAAGCCUCCUUUAGAUAAGCCCUCACUAAUGAGAUCCACGGAUCUGAACAGCAGAAAGAGGUAAAAUGCAAAACACUUUGAAUUGCAGCUUUGUGCAAAAGCUGCAGGGAGUCCUUAGAAAUACCCACCUCUAAGUUCAGCAGCUGGAAGGAGUCAGAUGUGUGUGGCAGAGAGGACUUUAUUAAUAGAGAAAUAAAUCUCCCGGGGCAGGACAAUAAUAAAUGCCCUUCCUUCGGCUCCAGGCUGCCCUCAGGGGCUGGGGGCUGCUGCCCUGGGCACAGGAGAGCACCAGGGCUGUGUGCCACCCUCUGCAGCCCCUGGGUGUCAGUGCCAUGCACAGCAAGCUCCUGCAGCCACCCCAGUUCGGUGUUUGCCUCUGCUUUCUGCAGGACAAACCCACAAACCCUGCAGUGCCUUCAGCCAGCUCACUGUCCCCGAGCAGGGGCUGCUGCAGACACGGCACGGGCAGUGACACCACCCUGGGGACAGGCUGAGAGCACCCUGAGCCAUCCCAAAGGCUGCUUGGCACCUUGCUGGUACCUCGCUUUCAGCAGGGGGGGAUCCCCAAACCCUCAGAGCUGUCUGAUCUUUCAAACAUCUCAAAGAUCUCAUUUGACUUAAAACUCUCUGGUUUAUUCCUUCUUGGUUUUGGUGGAGUUGCUGGGUUGAUAUUUUUUUUUUCCCUCUGGGACUCCUCUCUGCCAGGUGAGAAUCAAUUGAUGCACCCAGAGCUUCCCCAAGCUCCUGUGUCCCCAUUUCUGCCCCACUCUGGUGCUGCUGUUUCAGGGGCUCCAGAGCCAGCCCUGCUGCCUGUGGGGACUCACAUUUCCCACCCUGCACCUCCUGGCCUGUGUUUGAUCCUCAGCAUCCCACAGGAACAGCCCCAUUUCCCGCUCUUAUGGGCUGGAUGAUCCUCCUGGGGCCAAGAACCUGUUCUCAUAUCCCAGCAUAUUACCUGUGCAACUUGGUGAGCAAAUCCCCAGCUACUUAUUCACCUAAAACUACUGCACUGGAGCACUCUGUGCUCCAGACACAGUCUGUCCCACCACAAACCAACCUCAUGUUCCCUACUUCUCCUUUCCUCUGAUCACACCCAAAAUUCCUUAACUGAGUUCUCACUUCCUCUCAUAAUCACAUCCUCCAGACUUCCGCCUUUCCAGCACUCCCUCUGUUCCAGCACUUACCCAAUCCUGCAACCCUUCGUUUUAGAAAGGUCAAAUUAAAAUAAUAAUAAAAAAAAGCAAAACCUCAAAUUAAAAUAAUAA